Molecule: messenger RNA, 1147 nt
Organism: Aspergillus saccharolyticus JOP 1030-1
Lineage: Eukaryota; Fungi; Ascomycota; Eurotiomycetes; Eurotiales; Aspergillaceae
Product: oxidoreductase, short chain dehydrogenase/reductase family
Exons: 1
Coding region: 138-881 (247 amino acids)
Molecular function (GO): oxidoreductase activity
Source: RefSeq, a predicted model, not a curated record
CCAAUAAGGAGGUAAAAAAAAAGUCGACAGUGUGCUACUUGAAGGGCAUUCCUUGAAGGAUUUCCUCGCAAUUGAAUCAUCGUCUAAUCUAACCCCUCCCUAAUAUCCGCUAAGACCAAUCCGUGCAUCCGAUAAUCAUGCCCUCUAUCCAAGGCUCAACUGUGCUUAUCAUUGGCGGUAGUUCUGGCAUCGGCUACGGCGUUGCCGCGAAGUGCAUCGCCGAGGGAGCCAGAGUUCACAUCGCCUCGUCCAACGAGUUCAAAGUCAACUCGAGCGUCCAGUCCCUGAAAGACACAACCGCCGGCGGCGAUGCCCCAGUAUUCGGGCAUGUAUGCGAUCUAUCCAGCCGGGAUGUCGAACGGAACCUCGAGCAGUUAUUGAGCGCCGUCGACGGCCCGAUCGACCACAUUGUGUUCACAGCCGGGGACAGCCUUGCCAUCGCACCCCUGGACACGAUCAACCUUGAUAUGAUCCACAAGGCAGGGCAGGUCCGCUUCGCAGCGCCCCUGCUGACGGCAAAACUCGCACCCCGCUUCAUGAGACCGGGGUAUCAGUCCUCGCUCACCCUGACUACCGGGGCGGGCUCUGAGAGGCCGCAUCCGAAUUGGUCGUUGAUCGCGGGAUAUCUGACGGGCUUGCAUGGACUCACCCGCAACUUGGCUUUGGAUCUCAAACCGCUCCGUGUCAACUUGGUGAGCCCGGGGGCGGUGGUAACUCCUAUGUGGGGAGAGAAGGGUCCAUCAGACGAUCUGAAGAAUCAUACUACGCUCGGCAAACUCGGCACUCCCGAGGAGGUUGCUGAAGCCUAUGUCUAUCUGAUGAAGGACACCAAUGCCACUGGGAGUUGUAUCAGUACCAACGGGGGGUCUUUGUUGGUGUAGCGGGAAAGCACGCUUAAGGUCCGUCCUCUUCAGCAGGCCGUAGAUGAUCGGCUGAGGUAAAGCGAAUGCACAGUUCUCGCAGUUAAGAACCUCAUUGGUAACGCUCAAUUUUGGGUACCUCGUCAUUUUGUUUUGAUGCACUCUAUCAUAUCUCAAUUCGAAGUUUCGAUCGCGCAGGUCAUAGUGAGAAACAUUGUGCUUGGCUAUCGUGAUCAUAUAGUGUUCAAGAACAGUUGAGAUGCAAAUGCAGACCCCGCAUGGUUCAC